AUGCGGGGAGCAGCCCAAGCGCCUCCAUUGUGGUACACCCAAAACAACAAUCCCGAAAACAACCGGCAUGCAGACGAUUAUAAAACAGAGAAGUCCAAUGCACUCUGCAGACUUCAUGCUCAGCCUGCCAACGCAUCCAAAACCGACCCCGACCAAUCCCCGCGAGACACUCCCGCCUUUAUAGAACCCGGCGUUGACCCCUCGGACCAAGAACCAGCCUUCACCUGGCAGGACAUUGAGCCACGGGCGGAUCUAAACCCACCACAAAUCUUAGAGUACUUCAAUUACGAACUCUCACCUACCGAAAAAGACCACCUCCUCUACAUGGAGACCCAGCGGCAGACCUCCGCGCGCAGCGCAGCAACCAGAACACACCUCUCUACGGCACCCGAAGCACGAGAGCUACGAUCCGCGCUGGAGCGCGCAGUUCAAGCUAGAAUGCUCGGGAUAUCUACUGCUUUACCCUCCUAUAACGAAGUGAGUGGUGCCGUGAUCGUCAACCACGACGGCCUCCCGCACUUCCUCUCGCCGCAGGAGGAAGAGGAACGACAGGUCUCGUUGAGGCGCGCCGUCGAGGAGAGGAUGCUGGGCCUUCCGCGCCGGACGACCUUUACCUGGGCGCAAUCGCCUGGCCCUUCGUUACCGUCUUAUUCGUCUGCGAGAGGCGAGUAG
Molecule: messenger RNA, 672 nt
Organism: Aspergillus fumigatus Af293
Lineage: Eukaryota; Fungi; Ascomycota; Eurotiomycetes; Eurotiales; Aspergillaceae
Exons: 1
Coding region: 1-672 (223 amino acids)
Source: RefSeq, a predicted model, not a curated record